GGUGUGGGGAGCGGGGGUGAGCGAUUGAAGGGCGAGCUGAGUCGAGCCGCGUCGAACUUAACCGAACUGUGCCGAGCCUAUCCGAGCUGAGCCGAGCCACCUACUCAGUGCGCAGAACGGCAGCAGCGCGCUGGAUGCAGCGGUUCGUUUGUGCGCGUCUCCGGCGAAGUGGGAAGUGGAUGUGCAUGCUUUUCAGUUUCAUUUUCAGUCGGGGCGCUUCACACUCGGCAGCUCUCAUGGUUUUAUGAAGUGACCGGCUGCCCACCAGAGGGAUUGGCGCUUUUUCUGCAGCACCGCGAGUGACUUUAAUGGGCUCCGGAACCAUGGAGCACUGGCGACAGUGUGCGCACUGGCUGAUCGGCUGCAACGUGCUGCCACCCAACCACCGGGUGACAUGGGAGUCGGCGCAGGUCUUUGACCUGGCGCAGACCCUGCGGGACGGAGUGCUGCUGUGCCAGCUGCUCAACAACCUGCGGGCACAGAGCAUCAACCUGAAGGAGAUCAACCUGCGGCCGCAGAUGUCACAGUUCCUCUGCUUGAAGAACAUCAGGACGUUCCUGGCCGCCUGUACAGAUGUCUUCGGCAUGAAGAAGAGCGAGCUGUUCGAGGCCUUUGACCUGUUCGACGUGCGCGAUUUCGGCAAGGUCAUGGACACCCUGUCGAGAUUGUCACAUACGGCGAUUGCACAACAAAUGGGAAUAAGACCGUUCCCUACCGAGGACAGCAUGGAUGACGACGACAUCUACAGUCACCUGGAGGAUUUGAUAGAUGAGAAUGGAGUCGAGGAUGAGGAGGACCUGUAUGACUACGUGUAUGACGAUGACGAAGGUGGGGAAGUCUACGAGGACCUGAUGAAGGCUGAGGCAGUCCCCCCACCGAAACAGGCUGAGACUGACAUCCGAGGCUGCUGCCUUACCGAGAUCAAACAGACAGAGGAGAAGUACACAGAGACCCUGGAGUCCAUAGAGAAGUUCUUCAUGACACCUCUCAGGAAGUUCCUGUCCACGGGGGAAGUAGAAAAAGUGUUUGUCAACAUCCCAGACCUGGUCAAAGUUCACAAAUGUCUAAUGGUUGAAGUGCAGGACUCCGUUGUCAACAAGAAUGCCCAAAACUUGUAUCAGAUCUUUGUGGCCUACAAAGAGAGGCUUCUUAUAUACGGAAAGUACUGCAGUCAUGUAGAACCGGCCAUUGCGACUUUAGAUAAUAUCAGCAAAGACAGGGAGGAUGUCAGAUUGAAACUUGAGGAGUGUUCGAAAAGAGCCAACAGUGGGAAGUUUACGUUAAGGGAUCUGCUGGUGGUGCCCAUGCAGAGAGUAUUAAAAUAUCACCUGCUUCUGCAGGAACUGGUUAAACACACGCAUGACCCCACGGAGAAGGGGAAUCUCCGCACCGCCCUAGAUGCCAUGAAGGACCUGGCUCAGUAUGUCAACGAAGUGAAGAGAGACAAUGAGACCCUGCGGGAGAUUGACCAGUAUCAGAGAUCCAUCGAGAACCUGAAUCAGUCCCUCCGGAACUACGGGCGACCCAAAGGCGAUGGGGAGGUGCGCGUGCUGUCCGUGGACAAGCGGGCCAAGCAGGACAGACACAUCUUCCUCUUUGACAUGGCCGUGAUUGUCUGCAAACGGCGAGGGGACAACUACGAGAUGAAGGAGGUGAUCGACCUCCACAGUUUCAAAAUUAGCAACCCAGCGAUGGAUAAAGAGAACAAAAAGUGGUCGUACGGAUUCUACCUCACCCACCUGCAUGGGCAGAAUGGUUUCGAGUUCUUCUUCAAGACCAAAGAGAUGAAGAAGAAGUGGCUGGAGCAGUUCAGCAUGGCCAUAUCCAACAUCCAUCCUGAGAAUGGGAACAGCAACCUGCACGAGUUCAGAAUGCACACCUUUGACAGGAUCACCUACUGUGGCUCCUGCAGGAUGCUGCUGAGGGGCAUCUUCAACCAGGGCUACCGGUGUGCCAAGUGUGGGGUCGGCGCUCACAAAGAGUGCCUGGGGAGGCUGGAGACGUGCGGGAAUGCUAACACUGCUCAAGACGCCGGGACACAGAGACACCAGAAAAGAACAGACCAUCGAAGACAGCAAGAUUCAGGUCUGCCUAAGAUGCUGGUGAUCCGGGCGUACCACGGGGUCCCGAGCCCAUCCUGCGGGCCCCCGCUGAGCAUCGAGCCUGGGGAGGUCGUGGAACUGAUGGGCGCGGAUCCCCACAGCGCAUGGUGGCAGGGCAAAAUCCUGUCGACACGAGAAGUUGGGUUCUUUCCAAGCGACGCUGUCAAGCCGUGUCCGUGUGUCCCGAAGCCAGUGGAUUACUCCUCCCAGCCCUGGUUCGCCGGGCCCAUGGAGAGGCCGCAGGCGGAGGCAGAGCUCGGGAACCGUGGCAACAGCACCUACCUCGUGAGGCACCGGACGAAGGAGAGCACGGAAUACGCCAUCAGCAUCAAGUACAACCACGACGUGAAGCACAUCAAGAUCCUGGCCAGGGACGGCUUCUUCCAUAUCGCCGAGAACAAGAAAUUCAGGAGCAUACUGGAACUCAUCGAGUACUACAAACACCACUCCCUGAAGGAGGGUUUCAGGAGUCUGGACACGGUGUUGCUGUAUCCCUACAAGAAUCCGGAGAGUGGUGCCACCCACAGAUCCGGCCGCGCCGGAAUGAAUGGUGAGUACAGGAGGAAUGCCGGUCAUGAUCAACCCUGCGAACAGCAGCAAUAACCCUUAGAAAAGAACCAAGCCUCAUGUUGACGCUAUUUUCUUUUACAACCUGAAUAUUUUAUGAGGACUGUAAUUCCAUAGAUAUCUGUCUAUAAAAGGCUUAUGUACGAUAACGGAUAUUAACGUGAACUCUAUUUAUGUAUAAAUCACAACUGAUGUUAGGGUGGAAUUCAGGCUUCUGAUAACAUGCUUGGGUUCACAGUGGUCAGUGGGCGGUGCUUAACUCCUAAGACCCACAAAGGGGGCGGGGCAUAACAUCUCAGAGGCACAGGGGGCGUAGCUUAACAUUCAGAGCCACAGGGGGCGGUUCAUAACAUAUCAGAGCCACAGGGGGCGGAGCUUAACAUAUCAGAGCCACAGGGGACAGGCCGUAACAUAUCAGAGCCACAGGGGGCGGAGCUUAACAUCUCAGAGCCACAGGGGGCGGAGCUUAACAUCUCAGAGCCACAGGGGGCGGAGCUUAACAUCUCAGAGC
Paramormyrops kingsleyae is the source of this 3180-nucleotide messenger RNA. Lineage: Eukaryota; Metazoa; Chordata; Actinopteri; Osteoglossiformes; Mormyridae. The record is from RefSeq and is a predicted model, not a curated record.